UCUUUCCCCUUUUUGUUCAAUGAUUGAACUUGAAAAUCAUAAAAGACAAAGAUGGCUUUUUUUUAGCAACCGUCAUUGCCCUUCUUGGCUCCCUGCGUGUUAUCACUUUCUCGUACUUCUGAACUCAACUGGAGCAUUUUGCACUGCAAGAACCUAUGAUGGUUCUCAAGCUCAUUCCUUUUUCUGAGAUUAGAGAUAGAUAUGGAGCUGUUCAUUAUGCUGAGCUUCUUCCUCCUAACUUUGUCUUCUUCUAAGAAUCCAAGAAAAAACAAAAAGAGAGUUUUCUCUUCACCAAAAUUAAAUGGAAAUUAUCUUCUCUUUCUCAAAUAAGUGUGCGUUAUGGAUGUUUUUUUUUUCCUCUCCACUCCUUUUAGUGCCUUUUGAUGCUUGUUCUUGGCAAAUCCUUUUGUAGCAGACUUUCCUUUUAACUAAGCUUGAUUAUUUUAGAAUAGGUUCUAAACAGUUUGAGACAAAUGGUCCAAGCUUUGAAGGAAGUGUUAAAAGUUUCAAUCCUCUUCAAUUUGGUUGAAUUGGCUACUGAGAGGCAGAGGACACAGCAUAGAUAAUUUGGACCGUUGAAACUGAUAGUUCAUAAUUGGCCUCUUGACUAGACACGCGUUCAAUUUCUUGUAAAUCUGCUACUGAAGGUAGAGUACGAGUAUAAUGUACUCAUUGAGACUACUUAAAUGAUCUUUCAUUCGACAGAGGUGGGAUUGAUUGCCAGUCAUGGCUCGAAACCAACUGGGGGUGCUUGACGCGCUCGAUGUGGCCAAGACGCAAUGGUAUCAUUUCACCGCGAUCGUGAUCGCAGGGAUGGGAUUCUUCACCGACGCGUACGAUCUCUUCAGUAUAUCUCUCGUCACCAAGUUACUCGGCCGGAUAUACUACUUUAACCCCGACUCUGACAAGCCUGGCACCUUACCUCCCAAAGUCGCCGCUGCUGUUAACGGUGUUGCACUGUGUGGCACUUUGGCCGGGCAGCUCUUCUUUGGGUGGCUUGGUGACAAGUUGGGACGGAAACGAGUCUAUGGUAUAACCCUGGUCCUCAUGGUCGUUUGCUCUCUCGCCUCCGGGCUCUCGCUUGGCCACCAGCCCAAGGGCGUCAUAGGCACCCUCUGUUUCUUCCGGUUCUGGCUUGGUUUUGGCAUCGGGGGUGACUACCCGUUGUCUGCGACCAUCAUGUCUGAAUAUGCCAACAAGAAGACCCGUGGUGCGUUUAUUGCCGCGGUCUUCGCCAUGCAAGGAUUUGGGAUAUUGGCUGGAGGGAUCGUGGCCCUCAUCGUCUCGAGCGCAUUCGAUCAUGCGUUCAAUGCUCCUCCGUACUCAGAAGCUAGGGAAGGCUCCACUGUUCCGGAAGCUGAUUACAUAUGGAGGAUCAUUCUGAUGUUUGGCGCAAUCCCGGCCGCUAUGACCUACUACUGGCGAAUGAAGAUGCCUGAGACCGCUCGUUACACCGCCCUAGUGGCCAAGAAUGCAAAGCAGGCAGCUACCGACAUGUCGAAGGUGUUGAAUGUCGACCUUGAGGCCGAGGAAGAGAAGGUGGAAAAGAUUACGCAAGAGAGAUCCCACAACUUCGGCUUGUUCAGCAGAGAAUUUGCUCGCCGCCACGGAAUUCACCUCAUCGGGACCACCACCACUUGGUUCUUGUUGGACAUUGCCUAUUAUAGCUCCAACCUCUUCCAGAAGGACAUCUUCAGCAAGGUGGGUUGGCUUCCCAAGGCAGCGACUAUGAACGCGAUUCAUGAAGUCUUCCGCAUAUCCAAAGCACAGACCUUGAUUGCACUCUGCGGCACAGUUCCCGGAUACUGGUUCACGGUCGCUUUCAUCGAUCACAUUGGAAGGUUUGCUAUCCAAUUGAUGGGUUUCUUCUUCAUGACCGUGUUCAUGUUCGCUCUAGCGAUCCCUUACCAUCACUGGACCCUGAAGCCAAACCACAUCGGCUUCGUGAUCAUGUACUCGUUGACCUUCUUCUUUGCCAACUUUGGGCCCAAUGCCACAACGUUCGUAGUGCCGGCAGAGAUUUUCCCGGCGAGGCUCCGGUCAACUUGCCACGGCAUAUCAGCAGCGUGUGGAAAGGCAGGGGCGAUUGUCGGGGCCUUCGGGUUUCUGUACGCUGCGCAGGGGAAAGCGUUAGCAGAUAGAGACGCCGGUUACCCGGCAGGGAUUGGUAUGAAGAACUCAUUGAUCAUGCUUGGCGUCAUCAACUUCUUUGGGAUGUUGUUCACUCUAUUAGUCCCUGAAUCGAAAGGAAAGUCACUCGAGGAGCUCACAGGCGAAAAUGAGGAUGAACCCGGUCAGACAGAGCAGCCUCAGGAGGUUUCCGCUGCUAGAACAGUGCCAGAAUGAUUUCAAACUCAUGAUUCCUAAAACUCCAACUCAGAACAGACUGAGAUAGCUCAGCCAGCACACCAUACAGGUAAAUGUUUAUCAUGUCUAUGGGAAACUAAAGUUCGAGCCAAAAUUAAUCUGAUUUCAUUCGUGUUGUUUCUAAUUUGGACAUGGACUGUAAUCAAGUAUGAAAUCUGCCAAGGUUCUAAAUUUUCCAA
Molecule: messenger RNA, 2546 nt
Organism: Syzygium oleosum
Lineage: Eukaryota; Viridiplantae; Streptophyta; Magnoliopsida; Myrtales; Myrtaceae
Product: probable inorganic phosphate transporter 1-3
Exons: 2
Coding region: 727-2346 (539 amino acids)
Biological process (GO): transmembrane transport; phosphate ion transport
Cellular component (GO): membrane
Molecular function (GO): phosphate transmembrane transporter activity
Source: RefSeq, a predicted model, not a curated record